GGUUGCUGUUAUUGUUCAGUAUUGAUCAGAUUCUCAUUAUGACUUCUCCCUGGUGGACAACAGCGCAGGUGAAGAUGAGGUCAAGGACCAGCGACAUGGAGGGACCAGAGAAACCGCUCGCUAAAAUCCACAACACAGAGAAAGAGAGAAGCAUGCUGGAGCAGAUCAAGAAGAAACCCAAAGGUCAGAAGGAAAGCAGCGAGCAGAAAGUUCUUGUUUCUGGGACACUAAAGAAAUCACAGAAACCUUGUGAGAAAAAUCAGAGGAAAGCCGGACUGCUGGAGCUGUCUAAAGAAGAUCUCAUUCAUCUUCUAGGAGUCAUGGAAGGAGAAGUUCAGGCACGUGAGGACAUUAUCCAUAUGCUCCAGUCUGAGAGAACACGGCCAGAGGUUCUGGAGGCUCAUUACGGUUCUGCGGUUUCCAUCCAACCACUGCAGGCUUUACAGAGAGACAGUCUGAUGACCGGCACUGAUAUGACUAGAGAUGAUGUCUAUGACAUUCCCAUGAUAGAGCUGGACCGUCUGGAGGAGAAACAUCGCGACACAUACAGACGGAUGUUAGAACAGCUUCUGUUAGCAGAGAAGUGUCACAGACGGACGGUCGCCGAACUGGAGAGUGAGAAACGCAAACACGUCGACUUCAUGACUAAAAGCGAUGAUUUCACCAACUUACUGGAGCAGGACAGAGAACGACUCAAGAGAUUGUUGGAGCAAGAGAAGGUGUUCCAGGCUCGCAAAGACAAGGAUCACAGCAAACGUCUUCAGAAAGUUCAAGAAGAGCUGGUCCAGCUGAAAUCAUUUGCACUAAUGCUGGUGGAUGAAAGACAGCUUCACAUUGAUAAGAUCGACCAGCAGAAACAGAAAGUCCAGGACCUCAGCGAAAAGCUACAUGAAAGAGAGCAACAAUUGGAGAUUGCCGACAGCAAAGCUAAAGAAGACGGCCAGAAGAUCCAGAGGUUGGAGCUGGACCUUGAACAUAAGACCUCCAAAUUUACACAAGAUCAUGAGGAGAUGACCACCAAACUAGCCAAGCAGGAAUCUGAAAGCCGACAGCUGCGUCUGAAGUUGGCCAGCCUGUCACGCAAAGUCGAGGAGCUGGAGGAGACCAAUGGUACCCUGCAGAAAUCUGAGGAAGAUCUGCAGGACCUGCGGGACAAAAUAAGCAGAGGUGAAUGUGGAAACUCGAGCCUCAUGGCUGAGCUGGAGAACCUUCGGAAGAGAGUGCUGGAGAUGGAGGGCAAAGACGAGGAGAUCACGAAAACUGAGGCGCAAUGCAAAGAGCUAAAGAGGAGGCUUCAGGAUGAGGAGAACCACAGCCGUGAGCUGAAACUAGAAGUAGAAAAACUGCAGAAGAGAAUGGUGGACCUGGAGAAACUGGAGGGAGCUUUUAAUGUGAGCAAAUCUGAAUGUGCUCAACUUCACACCAACCUGGAAAAAGAAAGAGCGCUUACAAAGAACUUAGCCUCUGAGCUAGAAACGGUUAAAAACCACAUGAAAGAUCUCGAGUGCUCGGAAUCGAGGUUGGAAAAGGUUGAGAUGAGUUUAAAAGACGACUUGACCAAACUAAAGUCGUUCACUGUGAUUCUGAUGGACGAGAGGAAGAACAUGGCUGAGCGAAUUAAACAAGAGGAGAAGAAAAGUGAAGAGUUGAGUAAAAUGUUAAAAGCGGAGCAAUGCAAAGUCACGGACGUCACCGAAAAGCUGAUCGAGGAAAGUAAAAAGCUUCUUAAAUUAAAGUCAGAGAUGGAGACGAAAGCGUCCGCUCUUAUGAAGGAAAAAGAGGACCUGAAGUCUCAACUCGCAAGCGGAGAAGAGAAAAUGAAGGAUCUGAACGAGAAGGUAUGUCAGAUGCAGAGUAAAAUGGACGAGCAGGAGGAGGCCAAGUAUAGGAGAUCAGAUAAGGUGGGAUUUUCUGAAGAGGACAACAAGGUUAAGGAGCUGACCCAGGAGAUCGAAAGACUCAGGAAUCGCCUUAAACAGCUUGAGGUUGUGGAGGGUGAUUUGUUGAAGACAGAGGAUGAGUAUGACAUACUCGAGAAGAAGUUUCGAACUGAGCAAGACAAAGCCAAUGCCCUGUCCCUGCUCCUGGAUGAAAUGAAGACACAGAUCACCAAGAACAAAGCCAUAGAGAAAGGAGAGUUGGUGACCCAAGAAGCCGAGCUCAGGCUACGUUGCCGAAUGGAGGAGGCCAGAACGAGAGAUCUUCAGACUGAUGUCCAAGCUCUAAAGGAGAAGAUUCAUGAGCUCAUGAACAAGGAAGACCAACUGUCCCAGCUUCAGGUGGAUUAUGCGGUUCUCCAACAACGGUUCAUCGAAGAGGAGGAUAAAAAGAAAAACAUGAGUCAAGAAGUCCUUAAACUAACCCAAGAGCUGGAAGCCACCAAGCGAUACAGCCGCGCCCUUAGACCGAGUAUGAAUGGAAGGAGAAUCGUGGAUGUUCCUCUUACUUCCAUUGCAGUACAGACCGACGUGGACAUCAACGAACACGCUGAGGACGAGACUGCGGCAGUGUUCAUUCAGAAGUCGUUCCAAGAGGAAAAUCAUAUUAUGAGCAAUCUGAGGCAAAAAGGUCUCAAGAAGCCGGCGGUGCUGGAGCGUUACCCUCCAGCAGCCACAGAGAUGGGAAUGAGGAAACCAUGGACGCCUUGGAUGAAAAAGAAAGAAGCAGUAACUAUCACACAAGAGGUUACGUCAGGCAAAACAACCCAACAGGUCAACGGAACAACGACCACGUCUCCGAAAACAGGUCGACCCCUCCAUAUUAGGGUGACACCAGACCAUCAGAACAGCACGGCCACAUUGGAGAUAACCAGUCCACGUGCUGAGGACUUCUUCGCCAGCACCACUAUCAUCCCAACUCUUGGUCUCCAGAAGCCUCGGAUAACUAUCGUUCCUACAUCUAUGCUGCCAAAGUCCAAGGCCAAUGGAGGACCUGAGCGGAUGAAGUCCCCGGUUACUAUCACAGCCAUCUCCAGAGCUAAAUCUCCAGAGAAAACUAAAGGCUCGCCGAUGGAGCAUCCUGCCUCUCCUAUGUCCAUCAUCACUGUUAGUGCAACGCCAAUCUCCCAGGCGUCCAUCUCCCCAGAACCACAAGAGAUGACCAUGGGCAGGGCUGUGUUCAAGUUAACCCCUGAAAAGCAAACCGUUCCUACGCCUGUCCGAAAGUACAACUCCAAUAUAAUCACCACAGAAGAUAACAAGAUUCAUAUCCACCUGGGGUCACCUGGGUUCAAGAAAUCUCAAGAUGAUAAAAGCGGCACAGUAACGGUUUGGCCUAAUGGUGUAAGUUCAGACGGUAAGGACGUGUGUACGGGAACAGUUCUGCGUUCUCCUCGACAGACUUCUGCUAAUUUGGAGAACCCCGGCAAGAUGACCAGCAGCAUCACAAUAACUCCCAUCACCUCGGCUCCUUCGAGAUCCACUCAGUCUGUAUUGCUUCUGAAAUGUUUCAAAAUGAUAUCAGGGGGUGUCUGCUCCCUAGAUAGCUCUCUUUCAAGCAUGGAACGAAUGUGCAGUCAUCUCGCUCCACAACAACAAGAAUCCCUGUGUCAAAAGAGAAUGUUGUGCCCCAUGUGAAUCGAGAGGGGCGCUGAGAGUUUGUAUCAGAUGAGUUCAGAGCGACAUUGAGCCCUGCACAUCACUCCGAGAAUGUGAUGUAGAUCCAUCAAACCUGCUUGGUGGAAGCACAAAGACCCGUAGUUUGGUGGCAUGUGUGCAUGUUUUCACAUCACACAAUGAUGUUUUAUGAGAGUCAGGCAGAUCAAGUGUUAAAAGAGGAAAAAAACUGAAAAUUGAACCGAGACUUUGAGGUCAAGAUGAUGUCAAUGUGAAAAGCCAGAGUAUGUUAGAAGCAGAAAGCCAGAUGUUUGUAUGGAUUCUGAUAGACACAUUGCUUUAGCUUGAUGCAAAUUACUUAUUGUUCAGAUAAAUUCCCCUUUUCUGAGUCUAAUUUGGUCAAAUUAUCCACUUUGAAUCAUUAAAAUGUCUUGAGAGGCCUAUAGGAUUAAAUACAUACACUGUUAAAAGUGAAAAACGUUGAUCCAACUGUUCAUUUGUUACAGUGUAGAUGUUGCAAAAGCAUUAACCAUUUUUAAUAUUAUUAUACUUUCAAUGUCUCACCUUUCAUUAGUUUGCAAUCCCCUAUAUUUACUUUAUUAAUAUUAUUGUGGAUGAUUGAUUCAUCAACGCAUAAUCUAAACAAGAAAUGUUUGUUUUGAUAAUAUUUUACCAUGAUAUAAGUUCAGUUGCUGCUUUUUAAGAAAUGUUUUCAUCUUGCUAUUAUGUAAUGUAAAUGUAAUGAGUGAAACACAUAAAGAUGAUCUGGAGGAUGAGAUGAAUCUUCUGGAGGAGCUUUAUGGGGUCCUGCACAAUACUGUAAGCACAGACAAGUUAAUUCAACUUAAAAGCAGGGGAAUUUGUUGUCCUUGCUGUCCUAAAAUGACAGUUUUGCCUUGUUAAACACACAAGUAACUUUAAUUUAAAUCUACUUAAGAUAGCUAGAUUCAUAAAUUAAAAUUUUUCAUUCACUGAACAUAAAAUGUCUCGUUCCAACAAUAUAUUCUUGUUAGAUUAACAAAACAUUUUGUUAUACAUACCAUCCUGUUCAGUUACCAGUAUGAGAAACUUUAUUUCAUCUUAUUUUAACAGUUUUAUAAAAAAAUUUAUACAGCAAAAAAUAUAUAUUUUUAAA
Molecule: messenger RNA, 4689 nt
Organism: Paramisgurnus dabryanus
Lineage: Eukaryota; Metazoa; Chordata; Actinopteri; Cypriniformes; Cobitidae
Gene: filip1b
Product: filamin A interacting protein 1b
Source: RefSeq, a predicted model, not a curated record